Polypterus senegalus (gray bichir) is the source of this 3118-nucleotide messenger RNA. It is a transcript of the gene slc5a12, whose product is annotated as solute carrier family 5 member 12. The record is from RefSeq and is a predicted model, not a curated record. Lineage: Eukaryota; Metazoa; Chordata; Cladistia; Polypteriformes; Polypteridae. Gene Ontology annotation, cellular component: membrane. The transcript has 15 exons. The coding region runs from base 1 to 1902 and encodes 633 amino acids. Gene Ontology annotation, biological process: sodium ion transport; transmembrane transport. Gene Ontology annotation, molecular function: symporter activity.
AUGGGUCAUUUUGUGGCUCCCACCAUAGGCACGUUUGUGGUCUGGGACUAUGUGGUGUUUGCUGCACUCUUUUUCAUCUCCUCUGCCAUUGGAGUCUUCUUUGCAAUCUCAGGAAGGAGAGAAAAGGUUUCCUCUAGAGACUUCCUGGCUGGUCGGAGAGAGAUGUCCUGCGGCCCAGUAGCCCUGUCUCUCACAGCCAGUUUCAUGUCAGCGGUGACUGUCCUGGGGACCCCCUCAGAUGUGCACCGCUAUGGGGCCUCCUUCAUCCUCUUUAUUAUCGCCUACACCUUCAUUGUGUUCUUCACUGCUGAGCUGUUUGUUCCCGUCUUCUACAGAUCAGGAAUCACCAGCACCUAUGAGUAUUUGGAGCUGAGAUUCAGCCGCCAUGUCCGUAUGGCCGCCACGCUCAUCUACAUUGUGCAGACGAUCCUGUACACUGGGGUAGUGGUCUAUGCUCCAGCCCUCGCCCUCAAUCAAGUGACUGGCUUUGACCUGUGGGGGUCUGUAUUUUCAACUGGCAUUGUGUGCACAUUUUACUGUACGCUGGGUGGAUUGAAGGCAGUAGUGUGGACUGACGCUUUUCAGAUGAUUGUUAUGAUCACUGGAUUUCUGACCAUCUUAAUUCAAGGGACCCUGGUGAAUGGAGGCUUUUCCAAUGUGUGGGAAAGGGCUGAACGUGGUGGGCGACUUCAAGUCAUGGACUUUGACAUAGAUCCACUGCGGCGACACACAUUUUGGACUCUGACCAUUGGAGGCACAUUCACAUGGCUCGGCAUCUACGGCGUCAAUCAAUCCACCAUCCAGAGGUGCAUCUCCUGCAAGUCAGAGAAGCAGGCCAAAAUAGCUCUCUACCUGAAUUUGGUUGGCCUAAUUGUGAUUGCUGGAUGUGCAGUAUUUUCAGGACUUGUUAUGUAUGCUUACUACAUGAACUGUGACCCCUUGGCCGCUGGAUUUGUUUCAGCUCCUGACCAGAUCAUGCCGUACUUUGUCAUGGAGGUACUUGGAAAUCUUCCAGGACUUCCUGGGCUCUUUGUGGCAUGCGCAUUUAGUGGCACAUUAAGCACUGUAGCUGCUAGUAUCAACGCUCUGGCCACUGUGACGUACGAAGACUUUGUUAAGAGCUGCUUCAGAAACCUUUCUGACAAGCUGGGCACUUGGAUCUGCAAAGGCCUGUGCAUAGUAUUUGGCGUGGCCUGCACUUCCAUGGCAAUAGCAGCCUCACGUAUGGGUGGAGUCGUACAGGCAGCACUUAGUAUCCAUGGGAUGUGUGGUGGACCAAUGCUUGGCCUGUUUUCUCUGGGUAUCUUGUUCCCGUGGAUUAACUGGAAGGGGGCUGCUAGUGGCCUACUGGUGGGGAUCAGCCUGUCCUUCUGGGUAGGCAUUGGAGCCUUUAUUUAUCCAGCACCAGCAGUUAAAGCUCUUCCCUUGUUUCUUAACACCAGUGGAUGUAUGCUCACAAACGAGACAGUCAAAGCAAGCACUGUGGCACCCAUUGUGGAAAUCAACAGACCUGUGCUGGCUGACACCUUCUAUUCAAUGUCCUACCUUUACUACAGUGCCAUUGGCUGGGUGGCCACCAUGAUAACUGGUCUGCUGAUCACACAGCUUACAGGCCGUGUCCGUGGGGAAGACGUAAAGCCAGUUCUUAUUCGGCCUGUAUGCAACCUCUUUUGCUUCUGGUCCCAAAAAUAUAAGGAGACAUGUUGGUGUGGAGUUCAACAUGACAAAGAAAUAAUAGACUCUACUGUAUAUAACGUUUGUAGUAAUGGAGUGCCAAUGAAGCAAGACCAACAUAAUUUAGAGAGCACAGGACAUCAAAACCCAGCCAAAAUGAGGCCUGGCUUCAACCUUGAAGAUAACUCCUACACUAACAAGGGCUUUUCACAGGUAACCCCUUUUUAGCAAUGGCAACAUUUGAACUUCACUUUCCCAUCUUGAUCAGCAUGGGCUCAUCUUUGGAGAGAUGCAUCUGCAAAAAACCCAGGGGCACAAAUAUCCAUCUGUGGGCCUUGUGCUAGGGGAUGAACAACUUAUUUUGACAGCUUUCUCCAUCUCUUUCGGCUUCCUUUUGUGUGAUUCUUCCUUAGCAUGGAGGGAUCGAGUUAACAAAUGAAAGAAGAUAAGAUGUGCUAGCCUGGUUUAACAUCUGGAUUGUGAAGACUCUUAAUAUCGGCUAUUCUGUGAACAUUAAUGGACACACAAGCAGGAGAUGGAGUUAAUAAUGAAUCUGGUCCUUCUUACUCAAAUGAUUAGAGUCAAUUUCUAAAAUAUGGCAGACUCAUUUUGCAUUAUAAGAAUUAAUUAGGUGGGUAUGGAAAAGGAGGAAUGGAUGGUGCAAGUAAUUGCAACUGACCUCAAGGAUAUCUAAAUCUAUUUAUUUCAAACCAGAUUAAGGGUGAGCUGAACCUAUACUGGAAACAUUUGGUGGAAGACAGGAGCCAGUGCAGCUUUGUCCACUUCAAAUACAAAAAAAAACCCUUCUAACUUCAAUAAUAAAAAUUGAGUAACAGAAGCAGGAGGAGGUCAAAAGAUACCAGCCCCUCAGUUAGGCACUGGCAGAAUUCAGCAUUUCAGGUAACUACAAAGGGCCAAAGCCCACACAGAGCCCAGAAUUAAGCCAAAGUCAUACAGUCUAACAGCCAGUUGGAUGGCAUGUUUCUGCACCACACAAUUAAGUUUGGGCCAAAGGAGAGAACUUCAGGGUUGCUCAUGUCCACAUUGCUCUUUUUUAGUUCCAGGCUCUUUGUUCAUGUAAGGAUCACAGAUCACAUAGAAGAUCCAGUUCGAAUCUUUUUAAUGGGAAUUUUUCUACUGUUUAUUUUCAGGAGUCGGGUUGUAAUAUUAAUCAUUUGGUGAACUUUGUGUAUCUCAAACCACUAAUAUCCUAAAUCUCCUAGAAGAGCUGACACACCAUUCAGUGUCCAUGCUACAUGUUAAUGCCUCAUUUCAUAGAGUGUUAGCCUAAUAUCAUGUAUUACUGCAGCAGAUGAAAAGGGACAUCAUUUAAGUUCACAUAUCCCCAGAUAUUUUAGCAGUCACUUAGUAGUCAUGUGCAUAAGUUACAACCAAAAUCAUGAGUAUUUUUCUUGGAAAAAUAUGCUAAAAUGUCAACUUUGAG